UUGGAGCGAAAGAUUUCAAACGGCUCCUUUGAGGAAGGCAUGAGGGCCGAAAUGUUGUCGUUUCUCUCAUAGCAGUGUACAAUUUAGCCAGCUGUUUUUAAACAGAGCGUUUUGUGGACUAUUCACAGUCCCUGGUCUAAAGAUGGAAGGCUUGGAGAUGUCCGCUAUGAUACCUGCACUGCAGGAGCUAGCGAGUGCCACCGCAGAGGAAUACAACAAGGUGGUUCAGAAGCCUCGUCAAAUUCUCUGUCAGUUCAUUGACCGAAUACUGACAGACGUAGAUGUUGUUGCGUUGGAGCUGUCUAAGAGGUCCAGUUCAGAGCCAGCGUGUGUGAUGCUGUUGGACUUUGUUCAGCAUAUUAUAAAGUCUUCCUCUCUGAUGUUUGUCAACCCUGCCUGUCAGCUGGCCCACUUCACAGACACACAGCAGAGCAGCACCGAGUUCAGUAGGUGGGUUGUCGGCAGGUUGCUGCGGGUCGCCGCAUCUCCAAGCUGUGACGUCAUCCAUGGGCGUGUCUCGGCCGUGCUCUGCUCCCUACUGCACGCACUCAGACCGCGAGCACCAAUCACCUUCAACGUCAUCGCCAAAGAGAUGCUUGGAUUGGCCCAGGACCUCAGCAAUCUGCUCUACACACACACACACUCACACACCCCAGGAACACAUACACACUCUACAAACACACACACCUUGUGGCCGGUAACCCUGCAGUCUUUCUCUGUCUCUCUCACCCCUUAUCUCACCCCCUCACCACUCCUCCUCCCCUCGCCUGCCGCCUUGGAAACCCUGGUUGCAGUGACAGUGAACGUUCUGACCGACGCACUCAGGGGAUUGGCCAGCCGCAGGGAGAUGGGGGUGGCUUGGGAGGCGGGAUGUUUGGUCUUGGCCUAUGGGAGUGCUCGGUUAAGGAAGGUUGCUAUGGUGAUGCUGAGGCGGUUGGCAGAGAUUGGUGGGUUCCCGGAGAGGCGGAGUCAGGAGUUUUUUACAGCGUACCUGAUGCUGCUGGACACACACACACCUGAGCCAGAGACAUAUGGGGGAGAGCUGCUGAAGCUGACCCAGUGUGUGUUUGGAUCUGCGCACACACCUGCUCACACACACACACGUUUUGAGCGUACCCACCUGGCCCAGCUGUUGGAACGUGUGUGUGUUCUUGCAGGGGCGGGCUUAGUUCUGGAAUUAGAGGUCAGCCAAUCUCUGAGCUUUGUCUUUAACUUCCUGUUGUCCGUUCCACUGGGAUACGAGAGCGCCUCGUCGCUACGGAGACAGAGAGUCACUGAUGUCUGCAGAAACCUCACACACUCCAUCGGGAUGGAGAAACAGUCUGAGUGUGUGCAUGGGUUUCUUUACACUGCCCUGAAGGCUGAGGUUGCCGUGGUGAUGCAAGAGAGAGAGGAUGGAGAAACGGCUGCUAAGCGACCCUGUCUACCCAUCACCCCCCUGGCCAGCAAGACCCCCGAAACCCCUCCGAUGGAGGUGGACAUGCGUGUGCGUAGUGAGGUGUGGGCGGCAGUGAGCAGCAGGCUGGAUGACCUUCUGGCUUCUCUGGUGAACUGUGACCUUGACCCGACGACCCCUGAGCCUGAUCCUGACCCUCAGAUGAUCCUGAGAGCUCUGGAGGGACUCGCUCUCAUCCUGCACCUGGCUGGCCUCUGUUACACACACACCAGUUCCUCCUCUCUGCUGUGGCUGUCUGCCUCCACUCUGAGCAGGGCUUUGGAAACCUGUCAAUCACUACUGGGUGGGGCUAAGUCUACCGCUGACCACACCCAUAUACGGUCUGCCAUCCAGGUGGCUGUCAGAAUACUGGACUCCAUCAUCUACCUGACAAUGAGUAGCCCGGCUGAGGACAGUGGUCUCCAGAAUAGUGUGUGCGCGUUGCUGUCCGUGCCAUGGGUGUGUGAGCUAUCGUCUGUCCCAGCCUAUCAGAUGGCAGGAUUCCCCCCCAGCCUCCCCGACUUGGCUAAGAGAAUGUCUCCCUGCUACUCCCCCCAGGUCCAGGCGGAGUGUGUGUUGCUGCUGUCUCUGCUGCGUGAGGAUGUGUGUGUGUCGUGGCGUGUGUCUGUGUGUUCCCAGGCCCUGGAGAGUCCCCAUGAGGUGGUCAGGGCCAGCGCUGUCAGGAGCUUUCCUCUACUACUGCACCAUGUGGGACACACACACCACAACCUAACACACACCACCUUAAUGAGUGUCCUGGAGGACAGCUCAGAGCAGGUGAGGGCGGAGCUAGCUGGUAUUUCUGGUCAGCUGACCUGCGUCCUAUCGGGGAGCUCCAAAUUAAAUGUCAAUCACAAGGAGCCCCUCCCACUACCCAUGAUCCUUUGCUCCCGCCUCGGCCUUGCAGCUGAGCAUGCUGGGAAGGGCACUCCCAUUGGAGCAUCCGUCAUCAAGCCCGUCUUACCUCUGCUACGACCGAGUAGCAGCAGUGUUGCCAAAAGAGCGUUCCUAGAUGCUCUGCCGCACCUCUGCCAGCAUGUCAACCUUGGAGGCGGAGACAGUGACUCUCUGGCCAUUCUGAGAGAUCUGAUUGGCCUAAUAGAAGACCCAGACCCGUCAGUCAGAACACUCUUCAGCCAAUCAGUUCGCUUCCUGUUGGCGGAGCCCACCCUCGAACCCGACCAGGAUCCAGUCAAGGAGCUGCUGGUGUCUCGUGUGAAGGAGGCGUUCAGUAAGGCUAAACUCAACAGAGAUGACGAGCUACGCAGCACGCUCAUACUGACCACUGGAGAGAUUGGCAGGGCUGCUAAGGGUAGCUUGGUGUCGUUCUCUCUCCUGAGGUUACUGCACUGUCUCCUGUCCAAGUCCUCUCCUGUCUCUGUCUCUGCCUACACACAGAUCACUGCCCUGGCCACAGCUAGAGGACUCAAACUACAGACACUGUUCAGUCAGUACAAGAACCCUGUCUGCCAGUUCCUGGUAGAGUCUCUCCACUCGCGUCACGUCGGCUCCCUGCGGAGCACGCCAGAGCAAGGUAGCCAGCUAGCCAAUCAGAGAGAAGUAGCUCUGGACAUCCUGUCUCAGGUUGCCCACGCCUUUGACUUCCCUGACCUGCAGCGCUUCCUCACGAGGACUCUCCAGGUGCUCCUCCCCUAUCUGGCUGCGAAGGCCAGCGCCACAGGCUCCGCCCUCAUCAGGACACUGGCCAAUGAGAUGAAAGCGAACCGGCGCGAGAUCCUGAUCAACAACUUCAAGUACAUCUUCAGCCACCUGGUGUGUUCCUGCACUAAGGAGGAGCUGGAGAGAGCCUUCCACUACCUCCAGAGAGAGACUGAGAUAGAGCUGGGCUCUCUGCUGAGGCAGGACUUCCAGGGCCUGCACAACGAGCUGCUGCUACGCCUGGGAGAACACUACCAACAAGUGUUUAAUGGUCUGGCCAUCCUGGCCUCAUUUGCCUCCAAUGACGACCCGUACCAGGGACCCCGUGACAUCACCACCCCGGAACACAUGGCUGAUUACCUCCAGCCCAAGCUGCUGGGCAUCCUGGCCUUCUUCAACAUGCAGCUGCUGAGCUCUAGUGCUGGGGAGAAGGAUGGGAAGAAGAUGGCCCUGACCAGCCUGAUGGCCCUGAUGAAGAUGAUGGGCUCCAAACACACCAGCUCAGUCCGAGUCAAGAUGAUGACCACACUACGGACUGGACUACGAUACAGACAAGACUUCCCUCUGCUCUGCUGCCAGACGUGGGAGUGUUUUGUGCGUACGGUAGAGCCCGCCCACCUGGGGCCGUUGCUCAGUCAUGUGAUCGUGGCGCUUCUUCCGCUGAUACCACUCCAGCCCAGAGAGACUGCUGCUAUAAUACACUACCUCAUACUGGACAACAGGGAAGAGGUGCAGGACUAUCUCCAUGAAAUCUACUUCCUGCCAGACCACCCUGAACUCAAAGACAUACACACUGUCCUGCAGGACUACAAGAAGUUGACGUCCAGGACCAGUGACCUGGCUGCAGGCCUGCAGCUCUCCAUGAGGGCUGUCCAACACGAGAACCUGGACGUCAGAGUUCACGCUCUGACCAGCCUCAAGGACAUGAUGCACAGCAACCAGGAGUGGUUGCUGCGACAGGUGUGUGCGUCGGAGGCGGUAGAGCCAGUCAUCUCCUCAUUAGUCUCAGUGUUACUGCGAGGUUGUCAGGACUCUUCCCCGACGGUCAGGCUGCUGUGUGGGGAGUGUCUGGGGGAGCUGGGGGCCGUGGACCCUGGACGACUGGACCUCUCGCGCACACACACACACGGCAGCAGCAACACCUUCGUGAGUGGGGUGGAGGAGAGUAACUUUGCCUAUGAACUACUGACGGAACUGACCAGGACUUUCUUGGCGUAUGCUGAUGAUGUCAGAGCACAGGAUUCGGCAGCCUAUGCAAUGCAGGAGCUGCUGUCUAUAUUUGAGUGUCGUGAGGGCCGUAGUGACUCCCCUGGUCGACGGCUGUGGAGGAGAUUCCCUGAACAAGUCCAAGAGAUACUGGAGCCUCACCUCAACAGCAGGUAUAAGAGCAGUCAAAAGGUGGUGAACUGGUCCAAGGUGAAGAAGCCUGUCUACCUCAGCAGCCGAGGAACCAAGUUCUCUGAUUGGUCAGCUACCUGGGCCGGAUACCUCAUCAGCAAGGUGAGACAUGAGUUGGCCAGCAAGGUAUUCACCUGUUGCAGUUUCAUCAUCAAACACGACUACAAAGUUACCAUCUACCUGCUGCCCCAUAUACUGCUUUACAUGCUGAUGGGCUGCACUGCUGUUGAACAAGGAGAGGUAACAGAGGAAAUGCUGGCUGUGCUCACAGAGGGUGAUGCGUGGGGGCGCGUCCAGGAGGCCUCAUCUAGCCUUUCACAGCUCAGCACUCAGAACCAGGAAGCAACGUCCAGCCUAUCACAGCUGAGCACCCAGACGGUGUUCAGUAUGCUGGCUCACCUCACCCAGUGGAGCCGACACACACUGUCGGCUAGAAUCAAACACAGCGAAAGUGGUGACUACCAGCGGGUGGUAGCGUUUCUAAAAGGCAUCCCUCAGGACGUGUUAGCCAAGGCCUCUCUACGGUCUAAAGCCUACACCAGAGCUCUGAUGCACUUCGAGGCUUACAUACUGGAGAACAAAGAGGACAUCCAAGAUCAUCUGAGCUUCCUACAGACGCUGUACGCGGCCAUGCACGAACCGGACGGUGUGAGUGGUGCGAACGCUCUCCGGCGGGAAGAGCCGUCCCUACGGGAACAGAUUCUAGAGCACGAGAGCAUCGGGUUGCUAAGAGACGCUACGGCCUGCUACGACCGGGCCAUACAGCUGGAGUCCGACCAGAUAGGACACUACCAUGGGGUGAUGAGUUCUAUGCUGGGGCUGGGACAGCUCUCCACUGUCGUCACACAGGUCAAUGGAGUCCUGGCCAACAGGCCCCAGUGGAAGUCUGAUCUGAACACCUACAGGGUGGAAGCUGCCUGGAAGCUCAGCAAGUGGGACCUACUGGAGGACUACCUGGGCUCUGAUCGUAAGUCCAGCACGUGGGGUGUGAGGCUGGGUCAGAUGCUGCUAGCGGCUAAGCGGCGCGACGCGGAGACUUUCUACGACAAACUGAAGCUGGUCAGGACAGAGCAGGUGGUGCCUCUAGCUGCUGCUAGCUAUGAGACUGGGACCUACCAGAGAGGAUACGAAUACAUCGUCAGGCUCCACAUGUUGAGUGAGUUGGAGCAUGCCUUCACUGACCUCCAGAGACAGAGAGAAGGCCAUGCCCCUAGCGCAGCCACGCUGCCCUCCCAUUGGCCAGAUCGGCUGGAGAUGACCCAGAAUUCUUUCCGCGCCAAAGAGCCAAUCCUGGCCCUGCGGCGAGCCCUGCUGAGCAUCGGCUCCGGUGUGUGUGAGGGGCUGGUCGGAGAGUGCUGGUUGCAGAGUGCCCGGGUGGCCAGGAAGGCGGGACAUCACCAGACUGCCUUCAACGCUCUGCUGAACGGACAGAACACACACACUGCCGAACUACUGACAGAGAAGGCCAAGUGGCUAUGGUCCAAGGGAGAUGUCCACCAGGCGUUGAUAGUUCUCCAGAAGGGAGUGACUCAGUGUUUCCCAGUCGACCAGCCUCUCUCAGACCAGAGGAGUCUACAGACCAAAGGAAAAGCCAUGCUUCUGGUGGGACGCUUUAUGGAGGAGACAGCCAACUUUGAGUCCAACGCCAUCAUGAAGGCCUACAAGGAUGUGACCACCCUGCUACCAGAGUGGGAGGAUGGUAACUUCUACCUGGCUAAAUACUAUGACAAGUUGAUGCCCAUGGUGACAGACAACAAGCUGGAGAAACAGGGCAACCUCAUACGAUACAUCGUCACCUACUUUGGAAAAGCUCUGCAGUUUGGGAACCAGUACAUCUAUCAGGCCAUGCCUCGGAUGCUGUCUCUCUGGCUGGACUUCGGGGCCAAAGUCUACGAGUAUGAGAAAGCGGGUCGAACAGAGCGGCAGAUACGCGUGGAGCUGGGGAAGAUCAACCAGGUGGUCAGCGACCACUGCACCAGGCUGGCUCCAUACCAGUUCCUCACUGCCUUCUCCCAGCUCAUCUCCAGGGUGUGUCACAGCAGUGAGGACGUCUUCAACGUCCUCAUGGACAUCGCUGCCAAGGUGCUGCUGGCCUACCCUCAGCAGGCCAUGUGGUUGAUGACCGCAGUGUCCAAGUCGUCCUACCCCACCCGUAUGAACCGCUGUAAGGAGAUCCUGAGGAAGGCUGUCAGUCUGAAGGAGAGUCUGGGGAAGUUCAUAGGAGAUGCCAACAGACUGACUGACAAACUACUGGAGCUCUGCAACAAGCCGGUGGAUGGUAACAGCAGUACUCUCAGUAUGGGGGUCCAUUUCAAGCAGUUGAAGCGUCUGGUGGAGGAGCCGUCGUUCAGCCAGAUCCUGAUCCCUCUGCAGUCUGUCCUCAUCCCCACACUGCCCUCUACUGGCCCUGCAAACACACUGCACCAUGACGCAUUCCCCGGACACUGGGCCUACCUCGACGGCUUUGAAGAUACUGUGGAGAUCCUAGCCUCCCUCCAGAAGCCCAAGAAGAUCGGCCUGAAGGGAAGUGAUGGGAGGAGCUACACUGUGAUGUGUAAACCUAAAGAUGACCUCCGGAAAGACUGUCGUCUCAUGGAGUUCAACUGCCUCAUCAACAAGUGCCUGCGUAAGGAUGCAGAGUCCAGGAGGAGGGAGCUCCAUAUCCGUACAUAUGCUGUGAUCCCACUGAAUGAGGAGUGUGGCAUCAUCGAGUGGGUCAACAACACUGGAGGUCUCCGACACAUUCUGAACAAACUCUACAAGGAGAGAGGUAUCCUGAUGGCAGGUAAAGAGUUGAAGAAGUUCAUUCUUCCUAAGACUGCACCGUUUGAGGAGAAGCUGAAAAUCCAUAAGGACAUCCUGUGUGCCAGACACCCCCCUGUCUUCUAUGAAUGGUUCCUCCGAACCUUCCCUGACCCCACCACAUGGUACAGCAGCAGGUCAGCCUACUGUCGCUCCACAGCGGUGAUGUCCGUGGUGGGCUACAUCCUGGGUCUUGGAGACCGUCAUGGAGAGAACAUCCUGUUUGACUCAUUUACCGGGGAGUGUGUUCACGUCGACUUCAACUGCCUCUUCAACAAGGGUGAGACGUUUGAUGUUCCGGAGGUGGUUCCGUUCAGACUGACCCAGAACAUGGUCCAUGCAAUGGGCCCCAUGGGGACAGAGGGGCUGUUCAGAACCGCCUGUGAAGUCACGCUACGUCUGAUGAGAGACCAGAGAGAACCACUUAUGAGUGUACUGAAGACGUUCCUCCAUGACCCUCUGGUAGAGUGGAGUAAACCUAAAGGACUCUCCAAGACACAGGCCAGUGAGACUGGAGAGAUAGUCAACGAGAAGGCCAAGACCCAUGUGUGUGAGAUUGAUCAGCGUUUGCAGGGCGUGAUAAAGAGUCGUAACAAGGUGUUGGGUCUGCCUCUGUCUAUAGAGGGACACGUCCACUACCUGAUAGAGGAGGCUACCGACGACAAACUACUGUGUCAGAUGUACCUGGGCUGGGGACCUUACCUGUGAUAUACGCGGCUUCUCUGAGACACUGUUGACAAAUUCAAUACUUUUCUUGUUCUGUUAUCCAUUAAGUGAUUUUUCCUUUUUCAUGUUUUUGUAAGUCUGGAGUAAUUAUGUUUUUCAUGGGGUAGUUGCGUAUUUCCCAUAAUAAAUUUAAAAAAUAGUAUUUUCUGAAA
Molecule: messenger RNA, 8172 nt
Organism: Oncorhynchus masou masou (cherry salmon)
Lineage: Eukaryota; Metazoa; Chordata; Actinopteri; Salmoniformes; Salmonidae
Gene: atr
Product: ATR serine/threonine kinase
Biological process (GO): DNA damage checkpoint signaling; telomere maintenance; protein phosphorylation
Cellular component (GO): nucleus
Molecular function (GO): protein binding; protein serine/threonine kinase activity
Source: RefSeq, a predicted model, not a curated record